This is a messenger RNA of Drosophila grimshawi, 4686 nucleotides long. RefSeq lists its product as uncharacterized. NCBI's taxonomy places the organism in Eukaryota, Metazoa, Arthropoda, Insecta, Diptera, Drosophilidae. The transcript is spliced from 8 exons. Bases 78 to 4481 code for a protein of 1467 amino acids. The record is from RefSeq and is a predicted model, not a curated record.
CCAUAAAUUUUGUAUGGAAUUCCGAUGCAGCAUUUAAAUUGAACAUCUUUAAAUACGAAUUUAUACAAGCCUACAAAAUGCCUAAAAUAAGUGAGGACACGAUGCGUGAGCUGGAUGACAUUUUGAGUGAGAAUAACACGGACGCGGAUCGACUGACGGCAUUUCUCAAACUCAAAGCCGAGGCAAGGCCACAGAAUGGACCUCAGUUUGUGCUGUUCGGUGGCGGUGAUAUUUCAUUAGAUGUUGACGUCGAUUUGAUAAAACUGCCCGCCGCUACGCAGGCACAAAAGCAACGAACAAUGCCCGAAGCAACACAAAAAGCAGCACAACAUGAAAAAUUACGAAGCAAGCUGCAGGAACAUUACUCGGAUAAAAAUGCGGAGCAGCAGCAACAGCAGCAGCAUAUUUUGGUGGCCGAGUCACAGCCGCAACCCGAGCUGCUUACGGAGAAUAUACCGCCUUUGGCGCGCUCCCACAGUUUGUCAGCAGGACAUGUCGUACCCUCGCCAGCUCGAGCGUCCAUCUACAGACGCCCCAGGAGCAUCGGUCGCGAUCUACUCAACGAUUUCGAUAAUGUGGCCAAUGACACAACGGCGCAACCUCUAAGCUCCCAGGAUUUCUUGCCCGAGGUAAGCAGCACGCCUGCUUUACGCAAGCCAACAUCACAACAACAAAAGCAACACAAUGGUCGCCAAGAGCAACAGCGUUCCCCAGCAGCAGUAGCAGCAGCUGUGGCAGCCGUCGAGACUAUGCCGUGUCAUGAGGACUUCGAGUCCAUAUUUCAGUCGAGCCUCAUCAAUAUGCAACGUCGAAGCGGGCUGUUGUCCACACAGGACAACCAGUUGCCAACGGCAAAGAGCAAGUUGAGCAAGGGUGCAACAUUUAUUGUGCUACAGCAAUCUGAUGAGCCGGCACAGCUGCAGCAGUUGCCCGCAAAGCGAAGCACAACGGGUCCAACAGCGCCGGCUACGAUAAAAGAGCUUUGUGUGAAACUGCGACGUCUACCGCAAAAAGAAUUGGUUAAAGCAUCACCAUCAGCAGCAGCACAGAACGGACUGCAGCGGGUGGUGCCAGAAUCUUAUCCAGAUGUAGAAGAAAUGAUGCGUGUAUUGCACAGUCCGGAAGAGGCAACAGCUGCAACAACUACGGCAACACCAGCAUCGGCAGUAGCAGCUUCUGUCAGCUGUGGCAUACAAACCUCAUGCCAGAAUGGUAUGCAAAUAGUUGACUCCAGUGAGAGUGACGAUGAGGCCGGGGACAACGGUGCACCACAGAAUCUGGCACCAAGUGGUGGCAACAUAACCCGCAGGCAACGCCUGCUCCAGCAAAAGCCGGCAAAGGCCACAACCCGUGAGCAACUGCUCGAUUUGCAUUGUACGCGCAUGGGGGACUCGGACAAAGGCACUGCGUCCACUCAGAAGCUAGCGCAGGCAGUACUCAAUAAGCCAUCAGGUCCGGCCAUCAAUGUGGAAGAAAUGAUGCGUGUAUUGCACAGUCCGGAAAAGGCAACAGCUGCAACAACUACGGCAACACCAGCAUCGGCAGUAGCAGCUUCUGUCAGCUGUGGCAUACAAACCUCAUGCCAGAAUGGUAUGCAAAUAGUUGACUCCAGUGAGAGUGACGAUGAGGCCGGGGUCAGCGGCGCACCACUGAAUCUGGCACCAAGUAGUGGCAACAUAACCCGCAGGCAACACCUGCUCCAGCGACAGCCGGCAAAGGCCACAACCCAUGAGCAACUGCUCGAUUUGCAUUGUACGCGCACUGGGGAUUCGGACAAAGGCACUGCGUCCACUCAGAAGCUAGCGCAGGCAGUACUCAAUAAGCCAUCACGUCCGGCCAUCAAUGGUGAACAGUUCGCCAUGGAGCUGGCGCGCAUGAGCAACUAUGAGAUACUCGACUUACGCAAACGCAGCUCAAAUGGCAGAUUGAUUCCCCUGAAUGGACAAAAGACGACCACAACGGAGGAGCAGCGGAAGGUCGUGGUGCAAAGCAUACAAAGGGAGUUGCAGCGUCGCAAUCUACCCGAUCCCGACGAUGAGUUACCCAAUGGUGACGAGGCCGUCAGCAGUUCAGUACCUGUCGCACGGGAACCAUUGCCGCCAGAGAUUUCUAUGCUGCCGUCGCCACCAGAGAUUUCUAUGCUGACGCCACCGGCGCCAGCAUCGCCGCCUUAUAGAUUCAGGAAUCCUAUGCAGCGUGCUGCGAAGAACCAACUGGACACAUCGCGGCAGAAGCAGCGACUUGGGAAACGCCGCGAUCCGCCCAUGACCGCAGAGCUGCAGAAUUAUUUGAUUCUGUCGCAGACCAUUGAGGAGCGUAUCAAAAAGCACUCCGGCUUGGGUACCAAACGGAGCCUGUACACUAAAGGCAAUUCCGAUUUUGAGGAUAAUAAUCUGUCGCCGGUGCCGGCGAAGCAGCACCGCUUCAGCAUCAUACAGAUUGCGCCUGCACCGCCAACAGAUGCUGGCUGCAGCAUGCCCAUCGGGGAUAUACCAAUUGUGUCACCGCCACCAGCAUCCAUACGCUAUUCGCAAUGUAUGCGGCGAUCACGAAAAUCUAUUCGCCAUAUCAGUCCGCUUGAUGUUGCUCAGGAAUCAGGUGCAUCGCAGGAGGCGGAGGACGAAGGGGUGCAGCAAGAGCAGCAACAGGACAGAGAUGUUGCUGGGGUGGUAGUUGAAGAGGUGGAGCGUGAGUUAGUGAACGGUGAGGAGGAUGAAUAUGUCGAUGAGAUUAAGGAGAAGGUUAUGGAGCAAGAGGUACAGGAGCGUGCGGAGGAGGAGCUAACGGAAGACGAGGUGAUGAGGGAGGAAGUUCCAGAGCAUUUGGAUUGCGAAUCGGAGGCAGUUGUGGAUCAGGAUGAGGUGGAGGCAGUUGUAGAGCAGGAGGAGGCAGUGGCAGUGUCAGAGUCUGAGUCAGUGGCUGAGGCGGAGGCGAUAAUGGAGAACGAUAGGCUUAGCACUGAAAUGGAAGAGUUGCGUAUGCAAAUAGUAACACCGCCGCUGGACGUGGAGCAGACCGACUUGGAUGAUCGACCAAGUACCAGCAAAGCAACACGCGAAGCCCUGCAGCGCUCAAUGCAGAAGCAAUCACGAUCCAGGAAACAAAAUACUAAGCAAAGAACAAAGCAGACGACGAAGUCAACAGAAAAUGAGGAAGCCGUUUUCAAGAAACCAUCGGCGCCUGCUCCACGUAAGAAGCCGGGAUUGAAUAAAAUUUUAAAGAAUUUGGAAAUCACGCUGGUCAACGAGACGCUGCCGCCGGAGGAGAAUGAAGCACGCAAUGCCCACGAUGAGACAAGUGGCGUGCGCAGAUCGAGACGUGGUCAAGUGCCGUUGCGCAACACUUGGGUGCACAGCAUAAGUAAUCCCUUCAAGCACACCUUCUUCGAGCGCUCGCUCUCCAGUUUCCCGGUUAUGAAAGUGAAGAAGCUCAGAGAGGGGGCAACGCUCAGUUGGAGCACGUCCGUCACUGAUGAGGCGCCGCUCUACAGCAGUACACCACAUAUUCAGGAUCCAGUGGUGGCGGCCAGUGGCUCAACGCUGAAGCGCAAGCGGCACGACAAACGACAUGAGCCGUUGGAGUUAACGGGCAUCUCACGACUCGCCGAUGUAACUGAAGAAGCUGAGGAGCAAUCAUUGCCCCAUAUACAGCAGACCACGAAGACAGCAACGGCAAAAUAUUCCCCGCUCGAAAAGCAAAGGACAUUGGGGAAGUUAGCCAAAAAGUCUAGGACUCGUAUAAUGUCAUCAGAUUCAACAGCAGAAGCAGAAGCAGAACCAAUGCCAAUGCUAAUGCCGCUGUCAGAAGAAGCAGAACCCCAGGCAGAUCAGGCAGACCAGGCAGCGCCAGAGCCAGCAAUGCCCAAAAAGUUGCGAAAGCGUGGGCGACCCAAAAAAAAUGUUGGAAAACACAAUCACAUACCUUCAGAAUCAGAAGCACAGGCAGAAGUCGAAACAGAAGCAGCGCAAUCAUCAAUCUGCCAGUCGGAACCAGUUGUAGCUGUUGCCGUGCAGCCGCGCGUUGAGGUUGCUUCAGCGCCAAUUAUUACUGCAGCAGAAGCACAACUGUUGCAAGCGAUAUCCUGGCUGCGUUGCACCAGCGACGUACCGCGCCAAUCCCUCAGAGAUGAUAAUGAUUAUGAGUGCGAAACCGAUUCAAUGCGCUUCACAUCGGUAGCUGACUUGGAGUUCACGACCAUGGAUGGCCUUGAUUACGCCUUCUACAAUUCGGAGGAAUCAUAUACCCUAGGCUUCAUACGCUUCCAACCACUGCAAGAGCGUGGCUCAAAACGGAAUAAAACCAAUAUACUGCGUUUCAUUGCAAUUAUUGGAGAGUUUGAUGUGGAACUCGAGUGUGACGGGAAAAAUUCGCUGAAUCGAAUCUUAAAGCCAGGCGAUAUGGUUGAGAUUAAAAAGGGCAAUUGUUUUAAUAUUAUCAACCGCUUAAAUGAGGUCAGUGUCCUGAUCGUGAAUCGAAAGUGAAUAUUUAUGUAUGCUUAUGCAUAUAUCCGAUAUUGCUUGUCGCAUUUCACAAGUCGUCGAACAAACGGAAAGGAAAGGAAAAUCAAUUACAACCCAUAUAUAAAUUUAUGCUGAAAGUAUGAUAUAUUGGUUUCCUCUUUAACUUAUGAAUAGUUCUAAAACCAAAUUCUUAUGCGUAGAAAUAUAUUUUGUUAUCACUGAUAAA